Messenger RNA from Blastomyces gilchristii SLH14081, 295 nucleotides. RefSeq lists its product as uncharacterized. Lineage: Eukaryota; Fungi; Ascomycota; Eurotiomycetes; Onygenales; Ajellomycetaceae. The annotation marks the transcript as partial. The transcript has a single exon. The record is from RefSeq and is a predicted model, not a curated record.
AACUCUGAGAAGAGCUUGAUUCUGAGAACAGUGACUCUGAGAAGCUUAAUUCAUAGUUUCUCUUUCACAGCAUAUCUGAGCCCUGCUCAGACUGCUACUGAGUUGAGUUCACAGAAUUCUACAGUUUCUUUAUCUUCUCUCUGUAAAAAGGCUUCAGUGCAGUCUCUGAUCAGCAUUACUACUUAUCUAUACUAUAUUAAACAGCUGAAGAAGAGAAGAAUUUUAUAUACUCAUCUCUUCUCUCACUUUCAUUAUUUUUAUUGUAUCUGUAACAAUAACUUCUAUCUUUCUAUAA